CGCCAUCAUCUUGGGAGGCUGCGGUGGCCGUAGCGGCUCCAACGUGACAAGUGAGAUCCGACGCUCCCAGGUAGGCGGACGCGGCUGUCCGCGCGCACAAGGGCGGGCAGUUGAUCGGCUUGAUGUAUUCGAGGGUCGUUGCAUCUUUCCCAUCUGAUAAUCAGUAACAGUUGGCACAGUCAAAAAAUGGCAUCAGAAGAUAUAACUAAACUUGCAGAAUCACUUGCUAAAACCCAAGUGGGAGGAGGGCAGCUGAGCUUUAAAGGCAAGAGUCUGAAACUCAAUACUGCAGAAGAUGCUAAAGAGGUGAUUAAGGAGAUUGAGGAGUUUGAUGAGCUAGAAGCCCUGCGUCUGGAGGGCAAUACUGUGGGGGUUGAAGCAGCAAAGGUCAUUGCCAAGGCUCUGGAGAAGAAAUCUCAGCUCAAGAGGUGUCAUUGGAGCGAUAUGUUCACUGGAAGACUGAGGUCUGAGAUUCCCCCUGCUUUGAUUUCUCUUGGUGAAGCCCUCAUUUCUGCUGGGUGCCAACUUACAGAGCUGGAUCUGAGUGAUAAUGCCUUCGGACCAGAUGGAGUGCGUGGAUUUGAGGCAUUGCUGAAGAGCCCUGCCUGUUUUACUCUGCAGGAACUCAAGCUAAACAACUGUGGCAUGGGCAUUGGUGGUGGCAAGAUCUUAGCAGGAGCUCUGAAAGAAUGUCACAGGAAAUCAAGUGCUCAAGGCAAGCCGUUGGCUCUGAAAGUAUUUGUGGCUGGCAGGAACCGUCUGGAAAAUGACGGUGCAACUGCUCUCGCUGAGGCAUUCACAGUUAUUGGGACUUUGGAAGAAGUUCAUAUGCCACAGAAUGGAAUAAAUCAUCCAGGAAUUACAGCCUUAGCUCAGGCCUUUGCUGUCAAUCCCUUGCUGAGAGUGAUUAAUUUGAAUGAUAACACUUUCACUGAGAAGGGAGCUGUGGCUAUGGCAGAAACCCUAAAGAAACUCCGCCAAGUGGAAAUGAUCAACUUUGGUGAUUGCCUGGUGCGUUCAAAAGGUGCAGUUGCUAUUGCUGAAGCUGUUAGUGAAGGCCUUCAUAAACUAAAGGAACUCAACUUAUCCUUCUGUGAGAUCAAGCUAGAUGCUGCACUAAUAAUUGCUGAGGCUACUGAGGACAAGUCAGAGCUAGAGAAGUUAGAUCUCAAUGGCAAUUGUUUUGGGGAAGAAGGCUGCGAACAACUCCAGGAGAUUCUUGAAGGCUUCAAUAUGGCAGAGGUCCUAGGCUCCCUGAGUGAUGAUGAAGGAGAAGAUGAGGAAGAGGAGGAGGAAGAGGAAGAGGAAGAGGAGGAAGAUGAAGAGGAGGAGGAGGAGGAGGAGGAGGAAGAGGAAGAAGAGCCACCUCAGGUGCAGGAGAGGGGACAGGGGGAACAAGAACCCCAUACACCUAAAAAAAUCUUAGAGGAACAUGAUUCUACUCCAUUAUCCUCUCCUCCUCUUCCUCCUGUUGACGUUGGCACCUUUCUAGCUUUCCCAUCGCCAGAGAAAUUGUUGCGACUUGGUUCCAAGUGUUCGACUUUGAUAACUCAGCAGACAGACACAUCUGACAUAGAAAAAGUUGUUACUGUUUUCCUUAAGAUCUCUUCUGUCUUCAAAGAUGAGACAGUAGUAAAAACAGCAGUGAAUGAAACAACAGAUGCUUUGAUGAGAGAAGCUUUUUCAUCAGCUAACUUCAAUUCUGAUGCUUUCAUAACAAGUCUUUUGAUUCACAUGGGAUUGCUAAAGAGUGAAGAGAAGAUCAGGGCUGUUCCGAGUCUUUAUGGCCCUCUAAUGACGCUGAACCACAUGGUCCAGCAGGAUUAUUUUCCCAAGUCCCUUGUCCCAAUUCUCUUGGCCUUUGUCACAAAACCUAACCGUGCUUUGGAUUCCUGCUCCUUUGCUCGGCACUUGCUAUUACAGACCCUCCACCAGCUGUAACACUCAGGCCACAGUACACUCCCUCACCCAAAGACUGUCAGGAGAGCACGCUGAGAUGGAGAGCAAAGACCCCAGCACCUUCAGGGGGAAAGGAGCCAGUUUGGUCACGAAGGCAUAAGGGUGUUUGGCUGCCUUCUGCUAUUACAAACUUUGAGGAACUCUGCCAUGUGCUUUUUAUGUUGCUGUUUGUGGUUUUUAAGCUGUCUGUUUCCAAAGUGAACUCUGCCUUCCCUGGAAUCUUUUUUUUCCCUUUUCUCUGAGAUUGGUUUUGUUUUGUUUUGUUUUUCUCAGCUGGCUUUGUCUCAGGUUGCUUUUUUUACCUGGGACUUCUGUUUCUCAUUCAUUGUACUCAAGGGUUAGAACUUACCUAAUAUCUCCAAAUAUAUUGCUUGGACUACUCUUUGGAGGUAACAGCAAAGGUCUGAAGCUUCCUUAUUAGUGCAUUGUACUAUGAGCCUAGUGGGGGUGUUGUUUUCCUCCAGAUGUAGGCCACCACAAGACAUAAUGUUACAAUAUUACUAUUUUUAUUAUUUCUUACUCUUUUGUAGUAAGGCUACGUUUCUGUGGCGAUGUAGCAUAUUUUUCUGACGGAGUAUAUUUCAUGUGGGAUCCUUCACCAUUACUCACUGACAUUUCUGCUAAUAAGACAAUUACUGGUGGCCUGCAAAUGACUGUUAGUGAUACUGCCUUACAAACAUAAACAUGCCUAAUUAAAAUAGGACUGGUUUGGAAUAAAUGUAAGCAAUUUUGACUCUCCUUGGGUUUUUUCCCCCCUUCUUUUUCUCCCUGGUCCUUCUCAAAUGGAAAAAAAAAAUAGUGGGGAUGAAGAAGAGACCUUUAUCAAAAUCAAAUAAUACAACUACUUUUCAGACAUGUUAGUAAAUACCUGUAAGUCUAAUAAGAUCCUGUUGUCCUCCAGUUACCUUUCAUUUUCAUAUUUCAAGAUCUUAGCAUUUUCCUACUUGAUUGUGUCCCUUCUCUUUUAUGAGCUGUUUCAAAGCCUGAACAGAGGAGAUCAUGUUGCAAAUUGUCCUUGAUCAAUGGGUGUUUAUUUGCUUAUUAAAAUUCAGUUAAAAGAAGACAAAUCUCUAGGUGAAUUUCCAUGAAAAAUAGCAAAAUUAGUCAGCUACCAGUCAUUUCUUGAGAUUUGGACAUUGUUCCAUUGUGACUGGGCUGUUUGAACAACAGUGUUUGGAAGUAAGGUAUUAUACUUCAGUAAAUGGUGUUCAGUGAUACACUGUAUGCAUGGAUAACAUCAAUACUGCAAAUGCUAACAUUUCUAAAAGCUCUAUUUUUUUCUUUCCAUUUUGUAGUUUCUUCCAUUUGAGAAAAUGGUUGUUUUCCAGCUGGUGUUUAAAUUUUGUCUCCCAGCUAGAUGGCAGCACCUAGUCAACCAUGGUGAUCUUGCAAAAAACUAAGUGAGAUUCGAUGUGUUAGUACUUAAAUGGGAGUCUAUCAGGAUAAUUCCAGAGGUCUAGGCUAGACUAAAAUUAGAAAAAAAAGGCAGCGGCAGUUUUUUCUAUUGUUACCAAGCAAACUACCUGUGGUCAAGCUUAACUCUUGAUGGAAACUUUCAACUACUGAUUGUUACAGUUGAUAAACUUUAAUUCAUUCUAUUCAAUGAUGUAACAUGAUAGCUUCUUUCCCUCUCCCAUCCUAAAAAAAAUGAUGCAGCAAACCGUUCAUGAAUAAAACAAAGCCCAUUGCAGCAGAACAUGCGUGUUCCCAAAGUGGCCAUCUGAGAUCAGGUGGACCGUGCUCAUUUUAUUUAAUAAAUGGUUUCUAAAGUGGUUGUAAAACUUGCAAAAGAUAAGUUGAAUAAGCAUGCUAAGCGGGACAAUGAACAUCCUGGACAGUUAUAUGUUUAUUAUUUCCACAUCUGUUUCUAUUGCCCUUAUACAAAGGUAUAUUGUAUAGAUUACAAAAGUACUACAAUUCCCCAAAUUUCUUAUUUCUAGAAACGUGUCAGGAAGGGCUACCCAUUUGACCACUGCAUUGCAACAAGCUCCCCACAACCCUUUUUUGCUACAUUUUCCCAACUGCCUUUACAGUACAACUUUGGGAAGGAGGGUGGAAGAUGGGGGAAAUUGACUUUCUCUACCAUAGCUGGAAAAGUAAAGGAAAUGCAAUUUCCUUAAUACAAAUACUCUGUUUAUGCACCUUUUCUAACACUGAAGUUACAGUUUAAUUUAUAGUCCCUCAAGGCUGCCUUUCAGUUAAAAAAAGUAAAAUAAAACAAGACAAAUCUUGGAUCUCCAGCAAACCCUUGGAGUUCAGUCCUGCAUAAACUGAAAUUUAGUCUCAUGUUACAAAAGCCUAACUUGCAACAUUUUUAAAAAAUGAAGUACUACCAAUCUUGCAGUAUUUUUAAUCAAUUGAGCAACUAUAACAUUACUAAACUGCAGGUAAUCUGUGCCUUCAAGUUUUAGUUUAGGCAGUUGAAGAAAUAAACACUAUGAUGGCUUUUCUGCUUGUCUAGUUUAUUAAAACGUAUAUGUCACAUGUUGAUCAAUGUAUAAGUAAUCUAAAUAGAAAUAUUUUUAGCCACUAUCUAAUGCAAAUACAAGUUGACAGAUAAUACUUCUGUUUUGUUCCAGAAGUAAUAAUGUAGCUUUGUUCAAGUAAAUCUUCAAUAAAUGGACAGGAUUGA
This is a messenger RNA of Python bivittatus (Burmese python), 4591 nucleotides long. RefSeq names its product Ran GTPase activating protein 1 (gene RANGAP1). Gene Ontology annotation, molecular function: small GTPase binding; GTPase activator activity. Gene Ontology annotation, biological process: nucleocytoplasmic transport; signal transduction; activation of GTPase activity. NCBI's taxonomy places the organism in Eukaryota, Metazoa, Chordata, Lepidosauria, Squamata, Pythonidae. Gene Ontology annotation, cellular component: nucleus; perinuclear region of cytoplasm; cytosol. The record is from RefSeq and is a predicted model, not a curated record.